Messenger RNA from Gongylonema pulchrum, 624 nucleotides. Lineage: Eukaryota; Metazoa; Nematoda; Chromadorea; Rhabditida; Gongylonematidae. The record is from the annotation of a GenBank genome assembly.
CUGCUCUCUUUAGGUUUUGUCGUGGCUGGAGCAACAGUUAUUAUUUUGAUUGUGCGGCACUGCAUCACACACUACGCAAUAAAGCAUGAGUCGUUCAAGCCGUCUGAUAUCGCAUACUUUGUCAAUUUUAUCAUUGUCGGUGUCACUGUUCUUGUUAUCGCAGUACCCGAAGGCCUUCCGCUUGCCAUUACCCUUUCUUUAACAUAUUCAGUGAAAAAGAUGAUGAAAGAUAAUAAUUUGGUAAGGCAUCUGGACGCAUGCGAAACGAUGGGCAAUGCGACAGCGAUAUGUUCGGAUAAAACAGGCACUUUAACAACAAACCGAAUGACUGCUGUACAGUCUUUUAUAAAUGGGCAAUUUUACAAGUACGUACCAAAAUUUGAAGAGCUUAACGAGAAAACUCGCGAUCUGUUAAUUGAAGGAAUUGCCGUAAACAGCGGUUAUAACUCCCAAGUUGUGGAUCCGGACCAACCGGGCAAACAACGAAUACAGUUGGGAAAUAAAACCGAAUGUGCUCUUCUUGGAUUUGUGCGUGACUUGGGCCAAAGCUACGAAAUUAUCAGGAAAGAUCAUCCAGAGGAAUCGCUCGUCAAGGUUGAUUUUUUAAAUCCGUCGAAUGAAUAA